Molecule: messenger RNA, 573 nt
Organism: Drosophila ficusphila
Lineage: Eukaryota; Metazoa; Arthropoda; Insecta; Diptera; Drosophilidae
Product: HIG1 domain family member 2A, mitochondrial
Exons: 2
Coding region: 96-404 (102 amino acids)
Biological process (GO): mitochondrial respirasome assembly
Cellular component (GO): mitochondrion
Source: RefSeq, a predicted model, not a curated record
GAAAUAUGCUGCAAAAGUCCAUCUCUAAUUCAAUAAUAUAAUUUGACUUGUAGUUUGCACUUGUUUCACUAAUAUUUACUUGAAAUAACAGCAAGAUGUCGAAUAAAAUUCAAGUUUCCCUUCCCGAGGAAGAACUGGAUUGGAUUCAAUUGCGCCAGGAUCUAGGACCUGUGGCCGAGGUGGAGACCACAAAGGAGAAGCUUCAGCGCAAAAUAAAGGAGAACCCACUGGUUCCACUGGGAUGCCUGGCCACAACAGCGGCGCUUACAGCCGGCUUGUACAACUUUCGAACUGGCAACCGCAAGAUGUCGCAGAUGAUGAUGCGCACUCGAAUCGCCGCUCAGGGCUUUACCGUUCUGGCUUUGGUUGUCGGCGUCGUCAUGACUUACACUGACAAAAAAUAACUAUAACGAUAAUCGUAUCAACCCAAAUAUAAUAGGCUGAAUUUAAAUUCUGUUUUGUUAUUUUAAGCACCUUGUUAUAAAAAUUACCACCUACAGCUACUAGCUUAUAUAAAUGUUAAAUACAUGCUACCUUUUAUAUAGUUAGUAUCUUAAAGAUACCUGAAAAACA